Molecule: messenger RNA, 2454 nt
Organism: Gigantopelta aegis
Lineage: Eukaryota; Metazoa; Mollusca; Gastropoda; Neomphalida; Peltospiridae
Product: sodium-dependent proline transporter-like
Exons: 14
Coding region: 40-1752 (570 amino acids)
Biological process (GO): sodium ion transmembrane transport
Cellular component (GO): membrane
Source: RefSeq, a predicted model, not a curated record
ACUUCUCUUGCAGGUGCUUUCUUCAUCCCAUACUGCAUCAUGUUGGCGUUCGUCGGUAUCCCCAUCUUCUUCAUGGAACUCUCCCUCGGUCAGUUCUCCAGCAGCGGGCCCGCCACGUGCUGGAAUUUCGCCAAACUCUUCAGAGGGAUCGGGCUGGGCAUGUUCGUCGUCUCGGCUCUCGUGGCCAUCUACUACAACAUGAUCAUCGGCUGGGCGUUCUACUACCUGUUCGCGUCGUUCACCUCCGAGCUGCCCUGGGCCGAGUGUCGCCCGGAGUGGAGCACCCCAAUGUGUUUGACCAACUUGCCCACGUACAAUGAGAGUUACUGUUUUGACCUGGGUUUCUCUACUGAACUGAACGGAACCUGUUACGACAAUAACGGAACGUUGAGAGCGCUCUAUGACGAAGAACUGGCCCGAAACAACAGCAUCAAGAAGGUCCUUCCGACACAGGAAUACCUCGAUUAUUCCUCGCUGGGCAAAGGUUUCAGCUCUGGAAUCGGUGACCUUGGCCCAAUCAAGUGGGAGCUGCUACUGUGUUACCUCCUGGCUUGGAUAUUCGUCGGCCUCGUGUUGAGCAAAGGCGUCAAAUCGUCGGGGAAGGUUGUUUAUUUUACUGCCACGUUUCCCUACCUAGUUCUUUUGAUCUUGUUGAUACGAGGGGUCAUGCUGCCGGGCUACUACGAAGGAAUCAUGUUUUACCUGACGCCAAAAUUUGACAAACUUCUAGACGCACAGGUAUGGAAAGACGCCGCGGUCCAGAUAUUCUUUUCGUUGUCUGCCUCGUGGGGAGGCUUGAUAGCCCUGUCCAGCUACAAUAAGUUCCACAAUGACGUCUUCAGGGAUGCUAUCAUUGUAUCAUUCGGCAACUGUCUCACAAGUUUGUUCGCAGGGUUCGUCGUUUUCUCCUACCUCGGCUUUCUGUCUAAAGAACUCAACGUCCCCAUUGACGAGGUGGUCGACAAAGGCCCGGCGCUAACGUUCGUGGUGUACCCUUUCGCGGUGACCAUGAUGCCGAUUUCGCCGCUCUGGUCCAUUCUGUUCUUCUUCAUGUUGUUCACGCUGGGCGUGGACAGUCAGACCCUGGGUCUGUGUUCCAUCUUCUUCUUGCUCGGCCUCACCCUCACAACACAGGGUGGAAUUUACAUGCUGGACCUUAUGGAUAAUUACUCUGGAAGUUGGAACGUCAUGUUGAUUGCGAUAGUUGAAUGCAUUGCCAUCGUGUAUGUCUACGGUGCGUUUCGAUUCCUGCGAGACAUCGAGACAAUGGUGGGUCAGAAGGUGUGCGGAAUAUUCCCCUGGGCCAUGUGGAAGUACUGGUGGGUCGUGUGCUGGGCAGUACUUACCCCAGUCAUUGUUACGGGGAUCAUGGUGUUCUCCUGGGUGGACUACCAGCGACUGGAUGGCUACCCCGACUGGGCGGACGUUCUGGGCUGGCUCAUGACGUUCUCCGUCGUUCUGGCCAUUUUUAUCCCAGGAAUCGUUCUCAUCUGCACGUCGAAAGGCACCAUGAGUGAGCGUUUCCGUGAAGCGACCACACCCACCUACGACUGGGGCCCCGCUUUGGUUAAACACCGGAUGUUGGUCGCUGAAUACAUCCCCAACUACGUCGUCGACCCGAAAAUGGAUCAAAAUGGUGAUGCCGUUCAAUUGGAGUCUGUGGACAUAACGCUAACCAAAGCGGGCGGCGAACUACCAGAGGAUUACGUGGCUAGUCCCGAUUGCGGACAUUUCAACAAUGAAAAGAUGUGAACAGACGUCCGUCCGUCUGUUCGUCCGUCUGUCACGCAGCCCGGAAUCAGGAGAAUUUCAACCAUUCAGAACCUCACUCGUGUAAAAUUACGUCAACAAAUAAUCUAGUAUAGUAUAGAAUGACCUGCAUUAAUGAGCCACCUGUCUUAAAGACCAUUUUUAUACUCACAUUGGUGGCUGGUUACCACAGCUUUGAAUGUAUACUACAAUUAUUACUACAACGUCAACAACCAACAACCACGUCAUCAAGAAACAACACAGCAGGACAGCACGUUUUGUUUUUCAUUGCAUCACCAUGAAGGUGAAGACUCUAAUUCUUGUCAUUUCGAUAUACACAGUAGUUUGUGAUAUCCACACCAUGUUUUAUAGACUCAAAAUAUUUCGCUCUAUAAAUCGCAUGCUCAAAUCGAUUCAACACGGUUUUGAACUAUGCCAUGAACGCUGACGCUGUUAUCAUCAGAUAUCAUCAACAUCAACAACAUCAUCAUCAGCAGCAAGGUUUUGCAAGUGUUGUUAACUCAUAUGCGCUGCUGUCCUUUGGUAAAAACUUUAACUCACGUCUUGGUCAAAAUUGAGAUAAUAUAAUUUAUCAAGUUAUUAAAUUAUGCCUAAAUUAGUUUUCAGUGGAGCCAGGACCUAGAUCCUCCACUGAUCUGGUGACCCCCAACCCCCCCCCCCCCCCCCCCAAAAAAAAAAAACAAC